Messenger RNA from Nicotiana attenuata, 1044 nucleotides. RefSeq lists its product as uncharacterized. Lineage: Eukaryota; Viridiplantae; Streptophyta; Magnoliopsida; Solanales; Solanaceae. The transcript has a single exon. Bases 1 to 1044 code for a protein of 347 amino acids. The record is from RefSeq and is a predicted model, not a curated record.
AUGGGCAUGAGACUGGAAUAUGUACCACCAAGUCAUCGAGAAGGUAAGAUUGUUGUAGAAAUUGUUGAGGAAGAUGUGAAAGACUUGAAUGACCACUUGGCAACUGCCUUAAUUGCUUAUGUUCUAGGUGAUACUCCAUAUGAGAAAUCUAUGGAGGCUUAUAUUGAUUCAGUUUGGGAUUUUGUAUCAAAACCUCAAAUUAUGUAUCAUAGUGAUGGCUACUAUGUUUUUAGAUUCUCAACAAUUGAAGAUAGGGAUCUAGUAAUGCAAGCAGGUCCAUACUCGUACCAUAACAAACCAUUCAUUCUGCAGAACUGGGAAAGAGAAUUUCAUUUUGACCCUAAAUGUAUUACAACUAUUCCAUUGUGGAUUCAUCUCCCUAGCUUACCUGUUGGACAUUGGACUGCAGAUGCACUUAGCAAAGUGGCUAGUGCUAUUGGAAUUCCUAUGUAUACUGACGAAUUCACGGCCGAUCUUAACAAAAAUUCAUAUGCAAGGGUCUUAGUGAAGGUUGAUAUCACUAAGCCAAUGCUAGAGAAUAUAGAGAUUGUUACUCCAUCAGGUACUAUGCAGCAGGAAAUUCUGUAUGAAUGGAAGCCAAAGUUCUGCAGUGAAUGUGUCAAUUUUGGCCAUGACAAUUUUGAAUGUUGGAGGAAUAAGCAGCAGAACAAUGAAGAGGCUGAGUUUAAAGUUCCAAAAAGAAGGAAUAGAGCUAGAAAGAAGAAAACAUUGCAGGAAUGGAAGCCAAAGGAACAACAAGAGCAAGAUGGAAAAAUAGAUGGGGACGGAGAAGAGACUCAGCAAGCAAAGGCAGGUAAGGGUAAACAAAAAGCAGUAGCUGAAGAUACCCCUACACUAGUGACACAAGUGAUCAGUAGAAAUGAAGAGUGCAGGAGUCAGCAUAGCUAUAGUCCUACAGCAAUACAACAGUCUCAUAAUGAUGAGGGCAUCACUACAAAUAGUUUCAAGAUUUUGGAAAAGUGCGUGCCAAGCACUUCAAAAGGAGAUGGGACUGGGAUUGAUCCUACACUCCAACCACCAUGA